Messenger RNA from Mytilus californianus (California mussel), 531 nucleotides. RefSeq names its product putative ankyrin repeat protein RBE_0317. Lineage: Eukaryota; Metazoa; Mollusca; Bivalvia; Mytilida; Mytilidae. The transcript is spliced from 5 exons. Bases 1 to 531 code for a protein of 176 amino acids. Gene Ontology annotation, molecular function: protein binding. Gene Ontology annotation, cellular component: nucleus; cytoplasm. The record is from RefSeq and is a predicted model, not a curated record.
AUGGUAUUUUUACAGUAUGGUGAUACUGCCUUACACUUAGCUGUUAGUGGUAAACAGCUCGAAAUAGUUCAGUUGUUAUUGAAAAGAACAGAUAUAGAUCAAAACAAAGGAAAUAAGGAUGGGAACACUCCAUUUGACAUAGCUGCAGAAAAAGAAUAUUUCAAAAUAGUAAAACUUUUAUUAGAAAGAACAACUAUAGAUCGAAAAAAAGUAUAUAAGGAUGGGAACACUGUUUUACACAAAGCUGCUAGUAGUGGAGAACUCGAAAUGGUCAAAUUGUUACUCGAAACAUCAAAUAUAGAUCCCAAUCACAAAAAUAAGGAUGGGAACACUCCAUUUGACAUAGCUGCAGAAAAAGAACAUUUCAAAAUAGUAAAACCUUUAUUAGAAAGAACAACUAUAGAUCGAAAAAAAGUAUAUAAGGAUGGGAACACUGUUUUACACAAAGCUGCUAGUAGUGGAGAACUCGAAAUGGUCAAACUGUUACUCGAAACAUCAAAUAUAGAUCCCAAUCAAAAGAAUAAGGUAUGA